Messenger RNA from Podospora anserina S mat+, 1287 nucleotides. RefSeq lists its product as uncharacterized. The record is from RefSeq and is a predicted model, not a curated record. Bases 1 to 1287 code for a protein of 428 amino acids. Gene Ontology annotation, molecular function: metal ion binding. The transcript is spliced from 5 exons. NCBI's taxonomy places the organism in Eukaryota, Fungi, Ascomycota, Sordariomycetes, Sordariales, Podosporaceae. Gene Ontology annotation, cellular component: nucleus.
AUGUCAACCUCCACCGAGGACCGCGAGGUCAUGGAGAGGAUCGCUCGCCUGGCCAGUCGCGUUAAUCGACACAAGAAUCAGCAGGCCGGCCUCAUCCCUCCCCCGCCCUUCCGAGCCCAGCACCAUACAGGGUACUACCGAGGAUCCCACCGCGGACAUCCGUACCGUGGUUACCAUGGUGCCCCGAGGCCUGUCCAUCGUAACAGGACUCUGGUUUUGAAUGGCGCCUCUCCGUCAAGCAGAUCUGUCGACGAUCACGGAGCUUCAUCAGAUACCUCUACCAGUUCUUGGGUCCACAAGAAUGACCGCCAUCUUCAGAUCAUCAACUCCUCGGUCUACCAGCAGGAAGCACCGUCACGUCGCCAGGCAAUGGAACAAACUCGGCAACAGCAACUCGCCGCGAAAAACAGACAAGAGCGCGCCAAGUUGAUCAGUCAUCUCAACCGAUUGGCAAACAAUGGAGGCUAUGAGACAGCUAACCAUCAGAAAACCGCCGGCAAAUAUGUUAUCACCGUUGACGGCAUCCAAUUCACCGUGACGAAACAAGGCAGCAAGCUUGUCAAGGUUCCCGGCGAUGGAAACUCGGCAAAGGCAACCCCCAGGAUGGCCGUGGUUGGCGGUGUCAAGUUUUACAGAAGCAAGAACGGCAACCUGUAUCGGCAUGGCGUUGUCAAAGCCCAGCGACAAUCUGGCACCGUGAAGAAAGUCAACGUGCCUUGCAAACAGUUUUCGAUGAUGGGCUCCUGCGCCAAAGGCCCCCAGUGCCGGUAUACCCACGACCCCCACAAGGUUGCCAUCUGCAAAGACUUUUUGCUGGGCGGCUGCCCCAACGGCGAUGACUGCGAUCUCUCCCAUGACCCCACCCCCGAGCGCACCCCAGCCUGUUUGCACUAUGCUCGAGAUAGCUGCACCAAGUCUGAUUGCAAGUAUGCUCACGUGAAAGUGUCUACAGCUGCCCCCGUAUGUCGCUCCUUUGGCUUCUACGGCUACUGCGAAGGAGGUGCAGAAUGCCCCGAGCGGCAUGUGUUUGAGUGCCCCGAUUUUAGCAACACAGGCACGUGUAAGAUCCGGGGUUGUAAGCUCCCCCACCGAGAGAGGGCAAGCGUCCUUCGCAAAGCGUCGAGCUUUAAGAGCGAAGACGUAGAGAUGGAGGAUGUUUCAAGCGACGAUGAUGGGGAGUCUAUCGAUGACUACGAUGUGGACUCGGACGAGGUUGACGAGUUCAUUGGCGAGGAUGAGACUGGUGGUCUCGAUUUCACUGAGCAAAAGGACUUCAUCGAACUAUGA